Dufourea novaeangliae is the source of this 2682-nucleotide messenger RNA. RefSeq names its product transcription factor Sp4-like. Gene Ontology annotation, molecular function: RNA polymerase II cis-regulatory region sequence-specific DNA binding; DNA-binding transcription factor activity, RNA polymerase II-specific. Gene Ontology annotation, biological process: regulation of transcription by RNA polymerase II. The record is from RefSeq and is a predicted model, not a curated record. NCBI's taxonomy places the organism in Eukaryota, Metazoa, Arthropoda, Insecta, Hymenoptera, Halictidae.
AGCGUUUUCAUGUUCCACGGACUAAAUAGUCGUCUCGAUUUGGUCCAGCAAAGGAUGAAUUCCUAGCAGAAGAGUGGUUUCACGUGAUAUUGGCGUUGACGUCGACGUUGUUUUCGUUGAAGAAGAUACCGUACGGAUAUUCUCAACAUGAAACGGAGCCUGGACGGAAGAGCCAUCACUCAGGAGGAGAUCGAAGACCAUGAUCCCUUACAAGUGCAGCAGCAACAGCAAGACGAAGCUGAACAACAACAACAACAACAGCAGCAGCAACAGCAGCAACUGGAACAGCAAACUGCCCAACCACAGAUUCGAUUUUUAAGUGCAAAUGUUCUGCAGCAGCUGCAACAACAACAAGAUGUUCAGCAACAAGCGCAACAGCAACAGCAGCCACAAGUUAUUACGUUGCAGCAGCUGCAAAAUUUCGUGCCUUUACAAACUCAGCAACCACAGCAUGACCAACAGAGGGCACAAACAAUUUCUGUGCAGUCGUUGCCUCAACAGUUCUUGCAAGGUGCUCAGUUAAUUAGUACUCAAGCUCAAGCUGCGCUUCAGCAGCAACAGCAACAAACACAACAGCAGCAAGCUCAGCAACAGUCGCAACAACAGCAACCGCAGCAGCAACUUAGCUAUAGUGUAAUUCCUCAGAUGCAAACUGUUAACAUCGAUGGUCAAGAGGCGCUCUUUAUACCAUCUUCGGCUAUGUCUGCCACUGGUGGACAUCAUCAAACCCAGCCUACGAUGCAGUUUACUACAGCAAAUGGUCAGCAAGUUCAACUUGCCAGUCAGCAAGUACAAUUGGCUAAUGGUCAGACCAUCAUCACACCUCAACCUGUUAGUUUGAUAAGGGCACCUAACGUCUUUCCUACUUCUAUCAUACAAAAUAUCACCGGACAAACUGUUCAGUUACCAUCAGGGCAAAGUGUACAAGUUAGACCGCUUCAAUUUCCUAUGCAGCAUGUUCAGCAAACCGUACCUGUUCAGGUACCGGUCACUGCCAGCAAUGGGCAAACUGUGUAUCAAACGGUACAUUUUCCUGUUCAAGCGUUGUCCAGUGUGUUUAACAUGCCUGCUACGCAAAUGAUACCACAGAUUACUCAGCAAAUACCGCAAAUGGCUCAAAUAAUCACACCAAACGGACAGAUUCAACAAGUUCAAAUUGCUAACUUGCCACAACUUCAAAGUUUACAGAGCCAGCAGGUAACGCAAGUAGCUCAGCAAGUUGCUCAGCAACAAGCACAACAGCAAGUAGUUCAACAGCAAGGUCAACCGCAAGUGUUACAAUCUGUACAACAACAGCAGCAACAAGCUGCUCAAGCUCAGGUACAACAACAACAGCAACAAGUGCAACAGGUUGUUCAACAGGUAAUACAGCAACAGCAGCAGCAACAGCAACAACAAGUUCAACAGGCACAGCAACCGUCGUCUGUGCCAUCUUCCACUGUAGCAACCUGGAGUACAACUGUAUCGACUCCGAGCAACGUUCAGGUGCUUGGACUUGGUGCACUUGGUAGACCAGUAGCAACGAGUGGUAAUGUAAUCACCACGAAGGACGGUCAAAAGAUCGACGUGCAAACUUUGUCAGCUUUAACGAGGCCACCGGAAUCAGUUGAAGGUGAUAUAAAAGUAACCAGUAUCGAUGCCAGGCAAUUAGCUAGUGGUCAGGUUAUACAUAUUCCUGCUGCCCAAUCAGCACAGCAAGCUGUUCAACCUAUUACGAUCACAGGAACGCAAGGUCAACAGUUAACGUUGAUCCCUGCGUCUGCAUUAGCAAACUUAACUGCCCAACAGGGAAACAUGAUGAGAAGUGUUGGUAGCGGAAGUAUAAUGCAGCUGCAACCUGCCACGGGCAUGAACACGACCAAUGGUUUCCUUCAAUCAAUACCCGUGCAAAAUAUUCCAGGUUUGGGUAACGUGCAAGUUAUACCUGCAAGUGCGCUUCAACCAGCCACUGUACAAACCAUGCCGGCGACAGCAGCCGCGCCUAUUGUGGCCGCUCCGACGGUACAGUUGGACUCGAAUGAUUCAACGAAAUGGCAAAUUCUACAAACCCUUCAGACGAACAAUACAUUAACAACGCCCGCGCCUACCUCGCAUCAGCAUCAAGUGACCACCGCAGCCUCCACAAACGUAGAGACAGAUUCUAAUAAGCAGCAUAGAAGGAGAGUCGCUUGCACGUGUCCAAAUUGUGGCGAUGGCGACAGAAAUAGAGACAUGACCAGAAAACGGCAGCAUGUCUGUCAUAUAGCUGGGUGCAAUAAAGUCUACGGAAAGACGAGUCAUUUACGGGCUCAUUUGAGGUGGCAUACGGGCGAACGACCGUUUGUUUGUAGUUGGAUAUUUUGCGGUAAGAAAUUCACUCGAUCGGACGAGCUUCAGAGGCAUCGCAGGACUCAUACUGGCGAGAAGAGAUUUCAAUGUCCCGAGUGUACGAAGAAAUUCAUGCGAUCGGACCAUUUAACGAAACAUAUAAAAACGCACACGAAGAUUCGAAGUACGGUAAGUGAUACUCUCUCAGCAGCGUGUAAUUCAUUACUGUAACAGAAAAAUAACGACAGUCAAUCUUCUACCGAUGAGAAGAUUAUUAUUGCCCUUCAGAAGGAAACUGAACAGUCUGAAAUAGUUAUUUCUGAGCAAAUUGACGAAAUUAAGCCUCAACCAACGAAUCAUGUAACAAACGAAUAA